Molecule: messenger RNA, 1263 nt
Organism: Knipowitschia caucasica
Lineage: Eukaryota; Metazoa; Chordata; Actinopteri; Gobiiformes; Gobiidae
Source: the annotation of a GenBank genome assembly
AUGUCUCCUCCUCUCCGCAUGGCCACUCCCGCGAACCACCUCAAAAACUCUUCCUACCUCUCGCCAUGUCCAUCUUCUGUUCAUCCCCCCACUGUACGUCCCAACACUUCUCCGACCUCUAACCUUCCUCUCUGGAUUCCGCCCUCUCGACCUGCCCCGAGUCACGGCCGCCGACAAACCAGCUCCUACAACUUAACAGACAGUACCAAUACUCACAAUACAGUCUCCGCUCUCACUUGCUCACCUCCCGGCUCCGCUCUCGUCCACAUACGUCAAAAACCCACCCCCCCUGACUCCUCCCCGGCCUCGUCCCAAAACCUUCCGUCCCCUGCAUCCCCUCUCCUCAUCUCUCUCUUCCCCGUCUUGUUUCCUCACUCCAGUAGUCACGCGCUCGUCCCUCUCCCGCAUAUCGCCCUCUCCACCUUCCCCGUUCUCAGUCGCACUCUACUCCCAUUUCCUCUCUCUCGCAACACACCGGGGCCAAUCUCUCUGCUGCGGGGGCUCUGGGGGGGGGGUGUCUUCCGUAUCCUCCCCCGCUCUGCUCUCCCCGUUCCUCCGAUCGCUCGUACGGAUACUCGCUCCCUCCCUCCACUCUCACAUUAUCAUCUCAAUCACCACACGCCUAAUCCCUCUCCUCUCGCUCACCCCUCUCUCCGAGGCUCGUCUCUCCCUCUCCUCUCUCUUCUCUCACACUCUGUCCCUUUCUCCCUCUGGGUCCUCCCCUCCCUCCCCUUCCUGCGCGCCAACCAUCCGAGUCCUCCCAAGAACGUCCUCUCUCGCUAUCACGUCACCACCUCCGCUCCCCUUCCCAAUUCCCCUGCUCCUCCCUCUCAUCGCUACCUACCCUCUCCUCGUGGUCCUCUUCCCCUCUCGCAUCCAAGCGGCCUAUCAUUCACUUCAAUCCCCUCCUUCCCCUCCCCCUUUCUUCUAACGCUCUCACCUUCUACGUUCUCCUCACCUCCCUCCCAUUCCGCUCGACUCUUUAUUUCAGCCUCGCUCGUCUCUUCCCGUCUCGCUCUCCUCAUUCUUCCACCCACUGCCCCACACCGUCCCCACCCUCGACCCGUACCGACUCCCUUCCUCUUCCCCCCAUCUACUUCCAUCACGAGCCGAACCCAACUCCUCUUCUCCACCGACUAUCACACCCUCUAUCACUUCCUCCCGACAUCGUCCAGUCUUCAUUCCUCUCAUAGACAGCGACACCCUCACACCGCUCGUUCUCCCCCCCCCCCUCUCCUCCCCCUGUCUCCCCCCAUCCCCUGA